Poecile atricapillus (Black-capped chickadee) is the source of this 2434-nucleotide messenger RNA. It is a transcript of the gene VPS37C, whose product is annotated as VPS37C subunit of ESCRT-I. Gene Ontology annotation, biological process: ubiquitin-dependent protein catabolic process via the multivesicular body sorting pathway; protein targeting to vacuole; protein targeting to membrane. Gene Ontology annotation, cellular component: ESCRT I complex. The record is from RefSeq and is a predicted model, not a curated record. The coding region runs from base 553 to 1626 and encodes 357 amino acids. Lineage: Eukaryota; Metazoa; Chordata; Aves; Passeriformes; Paridae. The transcript has 6 exons.
CAGCUGGGUGACCUUGCCCAGACUUCCAAAGGCUCCUGAAGGAGUAGAAAUCAUGGAGCUCUUCCCCUGCCUCAUCCUUCCAUGUGUUUUGGGAAUGUGGAGUUACAGGUGGAAAAGUGGAGCAUUUUCCAAGUGUACUUUGGAAAAGUUGGAUUUGUGGAGUGGGUGACGGGACUGGACCUUUCUCAUGAAUAUUCCUGUGUCAUGCGAGGAAGAGCUAACCAGGUAUUCCAGAGGAAUUUGCUUUGAUCUCUUGGAUGCAGCUGGAAGAACCCGACAUUUUAUGAAUUAUUAGGAUAUUGGCGAGGUCUGUAUGUGCUUCCUAAACCACUUCCAGCCUGGCCUUGGACACUUCCAGGUAUGGAGCAACUGGAGCUUCUCUGCGCAUCUUGCUUUGCCACCCUGACAGGGUUUAUCUGGAUCGUGGAUUGGGCAAUCCUGAGCCCCAGCGUGGCUGUUGUGGCAUUCCCGGCGUAAUAUCCUUGGGAUGUUCCAGCUGGAUGAGAGGUAGAAGAGCUGGGAACGAAGGCAGCAGUGCAGGAAUCUGGGAGGAUGGAUACACUGAGGGACCGGACAGUGGAGGAGCUCCGGGAGCUGCAGGAGGAUUCCCAGGAGAUUGAGCGCUUGGCUUUGGAAUCCCGGGAGGUUCAGGAGCUCCAGCUGGAAAGGGAGAUGGCCCUGGCUGCCAACCGGAGCUUGGCCGAGCAGAACCUGAAGUUCCAGGCACCGCUGGAGACAGGACGCAGCGACCUGUCCAAGAAAUACCAGGAGCUGCAGGAGCUGGCUGGGAGGUGCAGAGAGCAGAAGGAAAAGCUGGAGAAAUUCUCGGCAGCGCUGCAGCCUCAGACUUUGCUGGAUCUCCUCCAGGUGGAAAGCCAGAAGAUUGAAGAGGAAUCUGAGAAAAUGGCUGAGAAAUUCCUGGAGGGCGAGGUGCCCCUGGAGACAUUCCUGGAGCAGUUUUCUGGGAUGAGGAAGUUGUUCCACGUGCGCCGGGUCCGAGUGGAAAAGCUGCAGGAGAUUGUGAGGAAGUCAGAGGGAUCCCAGGAGCACACCAGGGACUCUCAGCGUCCUCCUCUUCCUCCUCCUCCUCCUCCUCAUGUUCCCACAGAUCCACCAAAACCCUUCCCAUCGGGAUCUCCGGCCUUCCCUCUACCCUACAGCCCAGCUCCGACCCUCCCGCCCGGCCCCACCGCCCAUGGAGCGCUUCCUCCCGCCCCUUUCCCGGGAUCUCCGGUCACCGUGGGACACGUGGCUUCCUCCCAGCCCAGUUCCCAGUCCACCUUUCCCUACCCGCUUCCUCCAGCUCCCGGAUAUCCAGCGGCUUCCGCUGCUGACUCUGCACCGGGGUAUCCCAAAUCCACCUCAGGAGGCUUUUCCUGGUCUCCAUCCCGGGGCCCACCACAGCCCUUGCCCUAUCCUGCUCCCCAUCCCUCUCCUCCCCCUGCCAGACCAGGAUACUCUCCCUACAUCCCACCUGGAGCAGGGAGACCGCAGUGUCCGUACCCCACUCAGCCCCCUCUCCCGAAUUUCCCGAUCCCAACGCAGGCUCCCUAUUCCGGGCCUCCCCCACCCUUUGGAUACCCCCCGCCUCCGAACCCUCAGCGUCCUACCUGGCCUGGAUACUAAUCCAGGACUUCAGGGGAAGCAUCCUGUGCUGAUUCCUCCUUUUUCUGGGGACUGAGGAAGAGAAGAGAUCCCAGAGUGUUGCUCCUGGAUCCGUCAGUGCAAAGGAAUUACACGGGAUAAGUCACGGCUCUGGAGGUCAGAGUGAGAGGCAGAGCCAGACCGCAGAAAUCUGGAGAGGAGAAACCUCCAGGGAAACCUUGGAGCACUUUCCAGUGCUUAGAGGGGCUCCAACGAAACUGGACAAGGACUUGGACAAGGACUUGGAGUGGUGGGAUAAUGGGGAAUGGCUUCACACUGUUAAAGGGUGGGUUUAGAUGGGAUUCUGGGAAGAACUUCUUCCCUGUGAUGGUGGUGAGACCCUGGAAUGGAUUUCCAAGGGAAGUCAUGGCUGCUCCACCCCUGUAAAUGUCCGAGGCCAGGUUGGACGGGGCUUGGAGCAGCCUGGGCCAAUGGAAAGGGUUUGGAAGUGGCUGAUCCCUAAGAUCCCUUUCCACCCAAACCAUUCCAGGGCCAUCAGUGGGAGUCGGUGAUUCCCACCUGGGUCUGGGCAGCCUCCAGUAUUCCCGACCUCCCGUGUGGUGUUUGGGCUCCUCACAUCCCCCUUCUCAGGAAACACUUGGAAACAGAGGGAACGACAAACGAUGGAAAUGGGAUUUGCUUUGCUCAGCACUUUAUCCUUCAAAUCCUGCCUGUAUCCCUUUAAAUUAUUUAUAAGGAACUAUUACUAAUGGACUAGGAUGAGGGAUUGAUGGAAGCAAUUCCAUCUCUGGGAUUAAUUAGAGUAAUAAAACUGGAUGAAUUAAUUGCA